CCAGUUGUUUUGAACGCGGCAUUAGGCUCGUGGAUUUGUGACGUGGUAAUGUUUAUCGUAUCCGGAAGUGUGGCCUCGAUCAUCUGGGAUGCUGUUCUUUCCUUUGGAAGCAAUUUUACAAAUAGUUUAUGAUACCAUAUUCUUAAUUGUGCCGGAUCUUUGCGCGGACAUGGUCUGUGUCUGUAUUGUAAGAGGGGGUUCUUGCUAACUAGCUAGCUACGAUGUCUUGUUGAAUUCUAUGAUAAGCUAGCCGGCUAGCUAACGUUACAGCUAGUAACGUUAAUCUCUUUGACACAACUUUACAAGGCUAACGUUAGCUAGCAACCACCAGUCUGGUCGCAUGGAUCAUUACAUUUGUUGAGUUUCAGCCUAGCUAUAAAAAUGGAUGACAAAUACAGCAGCAAUGUACUUUCCAGUGGACAGCUGGGCAGGGUUGAAGUACCGAAUGCCAGGUAAGCCCUCUAGUUUUCUAGUAACGUUAAAUUGUUGUGGUUAGGCAGCUAAGGUUAGCUGUAGCCGAGGAACGCUUAGGUUAGCUGUAGCUGAGGAACGCUUAGGUUAGCUGUAGCUGAGGAACGCUUAGGUUAGCUGUAGCUGAGGAACGCUUAGGUUAGCUGUAGCUGAGGAACGCUUAGGUUAGCUGUAGCUGAGGAACGCUUAGGUUAGCUGUAGCUGAGGAACGCUUAGGUUAGCUGUAGCUGAGGAACGCUUAGGUUAGCUGUAGCUGAGGAACGCUUAGGUUAGCUGUAGCUGAGGAACGCUUAGGUUAGCUGUAGCUGAGGAACGCUUCAGGUUAGCUGUAGCUGAGGAACGCUUAGGUUAGCUGUAGCUGAGGAACGCUUAGGUUAGCUGUAGCUGAGGAAAGCUCAGGUUAGCUGUAGCUGAGGAACGCUUAGGUUAGCUGUAGCUGAGGAACGCUUAGGUUAGCUGUAGCUGAGGAACGCUUAGGUUAGCUGUAGCUGAGGAACGCUUAGGUUAGCUGUAGCUGAGGAACGCUUAGGUUAGCUGUAGCUGAGGAACGCUUAGGUUAGCUGUAGCUGAGGAACGCUUAGGUUAGCUGUAGCUGAGGAACGCUUAGGUUAGCUGUAGCUGAGGAAAGCUCAGGUUAGCUGUAGCUGAGGAAUGCUCAGGUUAGCUGUAGCUGAGGAAUGCUAAGGUUAGCUGUAGCUGAGGAAUGCUCAGGUUAGCUGUAGCUGAGGAAUGCUUAAGAGAGAACAGAGUUGAGCGUUCCUCAGCUAGGUCAGCUGCUGUCUUAGCUGACUAACUAUAUAGCCUGUGACCCAUUGUACCAGAUUAGUUGAUGAAUUCAGAGUCUUUGCUUGUAUGUUCUGUUCAAUGCUAGCCUACAGUAGAAGUGAGGCUAUUGUUUACAUCAUGGCUGUGUUUAUGUCACUGCUUGUCAUCACUAGUCUUCGCAAGCUAGCUAGGUGGGCAAGAUCCUGUUGUGAGAUUGUAUUUAACUUGUUAUUCUCUCUUUCAGGCUGACCAGGUACAUAGUGUUACUGCUUGUGUCCAAGGUGUUGAAGGCACUUGGGAUCUUUGAAUCAUAUGACCUCCUCAAAGUUGUCCACAUUGUUCAGUUCAUCUUCAUACUAAAAUUGGGGUGAGUAGCUCCUGGUUACCCUUUUCUCCUCCGAUUAAAAUAUUAGUUUAUUCUGUUAUGUAUGGAAAAUACAUCUGUCUCUUCUUCCUGUGUAGGUGUGCAGUGAUUUUGGUUUUCUUCCAAAAACCAUUCUCUUCUGGGAAAGCAAUUUCAAAGAGACAGGUACGUGUUUACCCUGCUUUCAGGUCUCGGAGACACAAAUAAUGUGUCAUAGACAGCAUGUGCACUCCAGGAGUAAUCAUGUGACCCUCACCCAUAGUAAUUGUGACCCUCACCCAUCUUUAUUGCAGUGGAUCAAGCUCCUGAAACAUGCGGUCAUCAGCUGCAUCAUUUCCCUCCUGGGUUUCUUUGGUCUCACUCUCUGUGGACCUUUAAGGUAAGAUGUCAUGUCAUCAGUGUGACCGUCUGGCUGAAUGGAGGGUUUGGUUUCUUGAUGUCAUUACUUGUACUACCUCACACACUCCUUGAUAAUAACACAUUUUUUCCUUCUUGCUCAGGACGUUGUUACUGUUUGAGCACAGUGAUGUGGUGGUCAUUGCACUCCUCAGUGUUUUAUUCACAAGCUCAGGAGGUGGCCCCUCCAAGGUAUGCACACAUGUUCAGGCGUUUUUUUAUGUUCUUUCUAAACAGUCUUAUCAAUCAUCAUUUCAAUGUCUUCCAAACCCCUGUGGAUGUUGUGAAUGACAGCAUGUCUGUUUGUGUUGUAGACCAGAGGUGCCGCUCUCUUCAUUAUCGCUGUCAUCUGUCUCCUCCUCUUCGACAAUGAUGACCUCAUGGCAAAGAUGGCGGAACAUCGUAUCCUUUCUGAAAUACAUGAUAGAAUAGAUGAUCAUGAAUGGAUGAUCAUAAUGUCAAACCUCUAUAGUUUUUCCCUUAAUCAUCUGCUCUUCUAGCUGAAGGACACCAUGACAGUGCCCUCACUCAUGCUCUCUACACUGCUAUUGCAUUCUUGGGGGUAGCAGAUCACAAGGUACGUAAAUCAAUCACAUCACAAGUACAGUAUUUGCUUUUCUAGUGGAUGUAAUCUUCCCUGUGCCUCAACUCUAUCUUCUCUCCUUUCUCCACACUUUGAGAAAUGUUAAGCCACUGAUGCUCUCUCUCUCUCAGGGUGGGGUUGUGUUGCUGGUGGUGUCUCUCUGCCUGAAGAUUGGCUUCCACACAGCUUCCAGGAAGUUGUCUGUGGAGAUCGGGGGAGCCAAACGCCUCUACGCCCUGGAUAACCUGGUCUCCUCCAUAGUCCUGCUGCCCUGGGUCAUAGUGCUCUCAGCCACCACAGAGGUAAGAGAUGGAGAAUAUGGGAAAGCACAGUUCUAAGGCAUCUUUAAUGCAAGUUUAUCCAAUUUUUAUUGUAUCAAAUAUUUUGUAUCAGUAAGGUUAAGAGCCCAAACAAUUGGCCAUUUGUUACUGCAUAAAGAGUACAAAGAAACAACAAUGAGAAUAGAAAGGUUCAGAACUUUUGUAAAACAUCACAGUACAGUUGAAAAAUAUAUGGCAAAUAGAAAUCCAAUAUGGAUGGUGUUAACAGAUAGAUGGGAGGUGUUGAAUGGAGCUGAAGGAUGGGACUAAUAACAACAACUAAUAACAACAAGUUAACUAGUGUAAGACAUGCUGUGUCCAUAAUAAGUAUACAGAUUAUAUAUUGUGAGCUUUUGUGAAAGAGCACAGUUAUAAAGAUAUGGCAUAUAGAAGCAUACCAGAUGGACAUCAUGAAAAUGAUCGGAGGAAGUUCAGGAGUAAAAACAAACAAAAUAUAAUUAGUGACUGUGUCCAUAAAAUGUAUAUAGUAUGUAUAAGCAUGAAGUAGAGGCCUAAGCAUUGUUGUUCACUAGUUUACUCCAAUUAGGGAGGGGAUGGUGGGGUUGGAAAGUAAUAAAGGAAAAUAUAUAUAUUUUUAAAGGAUAUGUAUAUAUAUAUAUAUAUAAUAUAUGCGAGAGAGAGAAAAGAAAAAACAUAUGGGGGAUUGGAAGUGAUGCAGACAAUUACAUUGAUGGAAGUUACAAUCUAUCUGCAAUAUUAAAGCUGAUCUACCCCCUAAAAAAAAAAAAAAAGAGUACAAAGUCCCUAAACUGUGAUUCUAAAUCACCAGAGCAAGGUGGAGUCGUGGUCGGCUCUUAUCCUGCCGUUUGGGAUGAUCAUCUUCUCUGUGAUGAUCCUGGAGUUCUAUGUAGAGUCCAUCUGCAUCACCAAGAUGGAGGCUCCCAGGUGUGCCCGCUACGGCUCCAUCUUUCUCUUCCUCAGCGGGCUGCUGCUGGCCAACUUCUGGACCCACCCGCUGACGGAACAGCUCCGGAACCAUGAGCAAGCCCCCCCAGCAAGAGAGCACAGAGACAGAGCACGUGCUCUCUGGAGGGGUGCUGGUCAGUGCAGUCUUCUUCAUCAUGGGUGAGUGAGAGUACCGCCAGUAGUAAUGACUGACUUUACGGUGGCUAGAUAGUUUUCCUCAGAGUAAGGAGUGUGACAUUAAGUAGUCUAACAUUCAGGUGGCAUUCAUUGAGCAUGUCAUAUACUGUAAAUCCCCCUCUCUUUUACUGUUUUCAGCGGACAGCAUCUUGUCGUCACCAUCGAAGAAAGGUCAGAAGGGGACCUUGGUGGGGUAUUCCCCCGAGGGAACCCCUCUGUAUAACUUCAUGGGGGACGCCCUGCAGCACACGUCCCAGUCUCUGCCCCGCUUCAUCAAAGACUCCCUCAAACAGAUCCUGGAGGAGUAUGAUUCCAGACAGAUCUUCUACUUCCUCUGUCUCAAUCUGGUAAGCAGAACCUCGGGUAUGAGAAUACACAGGACUGAAUAUCAGAUGAUGGGGACUGGGUGAUCUAGACUUGAGAAUUUCAGUACCAUGUCUUAUCUACUGAGCUUUUUGUGGUGGCUGAAAAUGUAAGAUUAGUUGACUAAAUUGCUUGUUACUUCUUGUUUUCCAUGUUAUAGGCUUUCACGUUUGUGGAGCUCUUCUACGGUGUGUGGACCAACAGCCUGGGCCUGAUCUCUGAUGGCUUCCACAUGCUGUUUGACUGCUCUGCUCUGGUGCUGGGCCUCUUCGCAGCCCUCAUGACACGCUGGAAAGCAACCAGGAUAUUCUCUUAUGGGUAAGCUCAGUCUAAUAGAGAUACUGCUCUAAGAGGCAUUGGACGUCUUCAUUCUUAUCUGGAGCUAUUAUUGUCAAGUUGAGAAAUUAGAAUGUGAUUGAUCAAUGGUCUGUUUCAUAUUGCAGGUACGGCAGGGUUGAAAUUCUCUCUGGAUUCAUCAAUGGCUUGUUCCUCAUGGUCAUAGCUUUCUUUGUCUUUGUGGAGUCGGUCACACGACUCGUAGACCCUCCCAACAUUAACACAGACAUGUUGACAGUAAGUAAACCAUGUCUACAGCUUCUCAUAAUGCCUGUUUAUGUUCAUCAUGUUAACAUUUGUAUCAAACAUAUUCAAGUUUCUCUACCUAAUACUAUGUAGAUUGUCCAAAAGAGUUUAAACAAAUAUUUGUUAUGUUUGUCUGAUAACCCUGAUAACACAGCAUCACUGCCCUGCAUAUCUCCCAUGAGUAUUCCAAAGCCACUCUCCUGUGUUUUCCCCAGCCUGUGUCAGUUGGAGGGCUCCUCGUCAACCUGGUGGGGAUCUGUGCCUUCAGCCACGCACACUCCCACGGUGCUGCUAAAAGCAGUUGUUCAUCACAUGACCAUGGCCACUCCCACGGGCAUGGGCACAGCGAGCACGGGCACUCUCAUGGGGGACAUGGGCACGGUGGAAACGGCCAUGGGCAGAGCAGUCAUGGACACAGUCAUGGAAGCAGCCAUGGCCACUCCCAUGGUGGGGGCAUGAAUGCCAAUAUGAGAGGUGAGUGGACAUUUUUUCUUCAGAUAAAUGCUCUUGAAUCAAAAAGUGAUCCACAUUAUAACUGUUCAUAAUUCCUUAUAGAGCUGAGCUGAAGAGAGGUGUUAUGAAUGUACGUCCAAAUGAGAUGCUCAUUUGCUCUUUGUUGUUUUCAACUGUAUGAUGGACCACAGUCACAGUGUUUAAUCAUGGCUAUAAAUGCUUAUUUUUUCCCAGGUGUCUUUCUGCACGUGCUGGCUGACACCCUGGGCAGCGUUGGUGUGAUCAUCUCCACAAUCCUCAUUCGUCAGUUUGGCUGGUUGAUCGCUGACCCCAUCUGUUCCCUCUUCAUCUCCACCCUCAUCUUCCUCAGUGUCAUCCCCCUGCUGACAGAUGCUGCCGAGGUCCUCCUCCUGAGGACGCCUCCUGAACAUGAGAAGGACCUCAACAUCGCCCUGGAAAAGGUUGGAUAGCAAAACCUCUACUAACAUAGUAAAUUAAAUUGAAAGGUUGUAAUUAAAUACAUUUGAUUUGUGUUCAGUUGAUUGAUAGUGUUUGAAGAGCGGACCAUACCAAACAAUGAAUAAUCAUGUUGGGUCUUUUUGUGUUCUUUCAGAUUGAGAAAGUAGAAGGUGUGCUGUCUUACCGCGACCCUCACUUUUGGAGACACUCAGCCAGUGUCAUCGCAGGAACGAUUCACCUGCAGCUGAUGUCAGACGUUGUGGAGCAGAGGAUCAUACAGCAGGCGAGUGGAAACAAAUAUUCUUUGGGGUUAAGUUAAUUGUGUUUUUCAUGAAUAAUACAUUUCAAACCAUUUUCUUGUUGUCCUUUAUAGGUGACUGCUAUUCUGAAAGAUGCCGGGGUGAAUAAUCUAUCUGUCCAGGUGGAGAAGGAGGCCUAUUUCCAGCACAUGUCUGGCCUCAGUACUGGAUUCCAUGAUGUUCUGGCAAUGACACAACAAAUGGAGUCCUUGAAUUAUCUGAAAGAUGGAACAUGUAUCAUGUAACUUACUCUGUGUACCAAAUCGGAUUUUUGAAUUAAUUGUAUUUCUUUUUUGCAUUCAUGUGUGCGGUUCAUGUGAAAUAAAAAUGGAAUAAAUAACUUUUAUCAUAUCUGGACCACAACCACUGUCUUAUUAUAUUAUUCUUCCUCCAUUUUCUUUAGAAGAGUAAAUAUGCAAUAGAUAUUAGGCUACUGCAGAGCCUGAUGUGCCUCCACAGCACAUUUAUGGGAUCAGAGGUUAACACAAUAUAAUAAAUGUGUGUUGUAUGGUCAUGAUGUCCUGUUUCCUACAUGACUAGCACAAAUGCAGUAAUAAGAAGACCAUGAAUAGUAAAAUAACAGUACAGUACAAGUGUACACUUUAUUACAUAAAAUGUAACUGUGAUGGUGGAGUUAUCAAAGAAAAGCAGAGCCAAAAGCAAAGGUUUUUAAGAAUCUUUGGGGAAAUUAGCAGCAGAUGGUGCUCCUAUGAUCUUUGCAGACACAGAAUUCAUAAUACUAUUAUAUUGUAUCUAUAUAGUAGAAAACUUCUAUAAAACAAAAAGUUGGUGAACCCUAAAUAAGUACAAUAAAUUGCCUUUGUUUUGAACUGGACCCAAACUUUUUUUCUUAUUUAUAAGGAGGCGGAAGUCUUAAUAAAAAAAACCUGAAUCCUAUCAUGUGAUUACUGGUCGUCCUAGGAACGCAUUCUAAGCGGCUGCGUAUCAUCCAAUCAGAUGGCAACGAAUUUGGGAACGCAGCGAAUGAGAUUCGAGUAAGCCUGGAUUUAAACCACGGUCAUUCAGCCUGUGGUAUUGUGUGGUGUUUCAGUGUGUUCUGUCUUCAGCAAAGCAACUCAUCUUUCGAAAUGGCUCUCCGUAUGACAAGGGUAAGUUUUUUUUUUUUUUUUUUUUUCCUCCAGAAUUUCUCUUUGUUUGAAUAUAGUGGUGGCAUUUGCAUAUUUUUCUUCUAUGCUUUAGUUUAGAUUUUUUUUUUUUAGAGCCCAAAUGGCGAUGACAGAAUCGCCUCGUGCAUCUGCAAAAAUGUAUCCUUCAGCCUUCUCGUGAAAUUCUUGCGUACAAUAGUCAUUCAGAAUUCGAUAUCCCUUUUAUUUGAAUGUUUGAAAAUCAAUCUAGCUCUAUGGUUUCCUUUUAUUGCUGUAGAAUCGCCUGGCUUCCUCAGAGAACCAAACUACUCUGCCGGGCAAGGCUGUUCUGGGAACCAAGCCUACAUUGAGACAACGAGCUGCGCUCGGCGAAAUCGGAAAUGUUGGAGUCCCCAGACAGACUCUGAAAAAGGUGAGAUUCGGCAAACUAAAAAUAACUUAUCAAUUUAUUGUUUACUAUCUAUUUACCCUGUUUCUUGUACUAAAAUACUGCGGUUAAAUUAUUCUACAGGAUGCUAAGGCAGAACCCACAAAGGUGGUUGAGAGGAAGGCCAGCACACGGGCUGAGAAAGCCCCUGAGGUCCAACAACCAAAAAUAGUUGUUUUUGCCCCUGUUCAGGUGAGACUUCUGGGGUGAUGGGGAAAUAAUUUGGCUGCUUGUUCUUUUUGUUUGCCUUCAAUCUGCUCAACUCUCCAUUCACGAUUGGACCUGGUUCACCACCACACCCAUAUUGAAUACAAACGUUGGUGUUUAUCUGACAGGUUUUGCCUGAGCCAGUGUCUCCCACACCAAUGGAGACCUCUGGCUGUGCUCCCAAUGAUCUGUGCCAGGCCUUCUCAGAUGUCCUGCUUAAUAUCAAGGAUGUAGAUGCUGAUGACUACGACAACCCCAUGCUCUGCAGUGAAUAUGUGAAGGACAUCUACAAAUAUCUCCAGAAACUUGAGGUUGGUGUCUUAACAUGUUUCUAAACUGAGUAACUAUGUCCAGCAAAUGCAUUUUAUAACUGCAUGUGCCUGUUGCUUACAUAUUUCCCCUCAGAUUGAUCAGGCUGUCAAACCCAAAUAUCUGGAGGGACAGGAAAUUACAGGCAACAUGCGUGCCAUCCUCAUUGAUUGGCUUGUCCAGGUCCAAAUCAAGUUCCGCCUGCUGCAGGAGACCAUGUACAUGACUGUGGGAAUCAUUGAUCGCUUCCUUCAGGUAAUAAGCCAGUGGCAGCUUUCCCUUGACCCACUAUAUCCUAGCAUCCUGAUGUGAAACUAUUAGAAGUGUGGUGGGAAUGUAGCAGACAUGUCACUUAACCCAUUAGUAGGCUUUUUUUUUUGCCAAUCCAGGCAUUACAAAUCGGCAGAGCAAGGAAAUGGUUCAGGGACAGAACCACAAGUAAUGUGACCCCAUUACUAUAUAGUGUGAAAGGUCCCAAUUGACUGACAUCUCAUCCAACAGGAUAACCCAGUGCCCAAAAAGCAGCUCCAGCUGGUUGGUGUGACUGCCAUGUUCAUCGCUUCCAAAUACGAGGAGAUGUACCCUCCGGAGAUCGCAGACUUUGCCUUUGUUACCGACCGGGCCUAUACCACUGCACAGAUCAGGGACAUGGAGAUGAAGAUCCUAAGGGUGCUGAAGUUCAGCUUCGGCCGCCCUCUCCCCCUCCAGUUCCUCAGAAGAGCCUCAAAGAUUGGUGAGGUAUGCAACCCCUUCAACACUGACACGCCUCCCUCUGUAUUGCUUAUGUCAGGGCUCUCCAACCCUGUUCCCAAAGAGCUACCUUCCUGUAGGUUUUUGCUCCGACCCCAGUUGUAACUUGCUUUAGUUUAUCAACCAGGUAAUUCUUAGAAUCUGAUGCACUAGAUUAGCCUUGGCGCAAAAACCUACAGAACGGUAGCUCUCUGGAAGAGGGUUGGACAGCUCUGGCCUAUAUUCACACCAAUUACUGGCUAUUUUAAAAUCCCUCCAGGUGACUGCUGAGCACCACACCCUGGCAAAGUACUUUGUGGAGCUCACCAUGGUGGACUAUGAGAUGGUGCACUUCCCUCCCUCCCAAGUGGCCAGUGCAGCCUUUGCCCUCACCCUGAAGGUCUUCAACUGUGGUGAAUGGGUAAGAUGUCAUCAGUUUGUCGUGCAAUUCUCUUCAUUUUUCUGACUGGCAUCCACCAUUUUGUGUAAGCUUAUCUGAUCAUUUAAAGGAGGCCAUUUUGUAGUAUACCCAGGUCACUACUGCUAUCGCUUAAUCUUUUGACUUGCUGUAUUUGUAUCUUCACCCCAGAGCGCCACACUACAACAUUACAUGAACUACACAGAAGACAGCCUGGUCCCUGCCAUGCAGCACAUCGCUAAAAAUGUUCUGAAGGUGAACGAGGGACAAACUAAGCAUAUGGUGAGUAUCAUACAAAGUACUGCCUCCUGAUUUGUGAAUGCCAUUUACUUUGUUUAUGACUUUACAUGCACCCUAUGAUUAGACUUCAAAUGAUUCUACAAAAUGGCCUGUCACCCUAAUUUUAACUUGUUUUUGUUCCAGACGGUUAAGAACAAGUACUCUAGUCAGAAGCAGAUGAGAAUUGCCACAAUUUCACAGCUCAAGUCUUCGCUGAUCAAGGACCUUGCAAAGCAACUCACCCUAUGAGAUGCCUGCUGGCACUAUGUGCUGCUUGUACUGUACAGAAUGUAUCUAACUUAUGUUAUUUUCUUUUUUUUAUAAUUUUUUUUUUUUAGAAAAGUCUUAACGAUUGUGGGAGAAAUGUUAUUGUUGGGAAGCGUACAGCUUUUGUUCCUGCACCUGGGUGUUGGACUUUCUGGUAAUUAAACACUUUGACCUAAAGUAGUUUCCAUCAAUAUAACUUGUGUAUAUGAUCAAGACUGUAUAUUCAAAUAAUGCCAAUAAACAUUUUAUACACUUUUA
This is a messenger RNA of Coregonus sp. 'balchen', 10159 nucleotides long. NCBI's taxonomy places the organism in Eukaryota, Metazoa, Chordata, Actinopteri, Salmoniformes, Salmonidae. The record is from the annotation of a GenBank genome assembly.